Molecule: messenger RNA, 1101 nt
Organism: Euleptes europaea (tarantolino)
Lineage: Eukaryota; Metazoa; Chordata; Lepidosauria; Squamata; Sphaerodactylidae
Gene: FKBP3
Product: FKBP prolyl isomerase 3
Exons: 7
Coding region: 1-1101 (366 amino acids)
Molecular function (GO): peptidyl-prolyl cis-trans isomerase activity
Source: RefSeq, a predicted model, not a curated record
AUGGCGGCCUCUCCACUGCGCCGCCGAGCGCCCCGAUUGGCUCGCCGCCCUCGAGGCGUCACGCGCACGCGCGCUCCCCGCCAAUGGCGGCCUCUGCACUGCGCCGCCGAGCGCCCGGAUUGGCUCGCCGCCCUCGUUCCGUCACGCGCACGCGCGCUCCCCUCCAACGGCGGCCUCUCCAGCGGCGCCGCCGAGCGCCCGGAUUGGCUCGCCGCCCUCGAUCCGUCACGCGCACGCGCGCUCCCCGCCAACGGCGGCCUCUCCAGCGGCACCGCCGAGCGCCCGGAUUGGCUCGCCGGAGGCAGGACCCGCACACCCGUCCCAGCAGCUCAUACAGAGCCGCAGCCGUCAGUACUACAUUUCCCAGAGUCCCUCGGAUUCCGGGAGGAGGGCGUCUGCGCUUCCAUGGCGGACCCCGCGCGCCCCUGGAGCCCCGAGGAGCUGCGGAGCGAGGCGCUGCCCAAGAAGGAGAUCGUCCGCUUCCUGCAGGAGCAGGCGGCCCACGGGUUCCUUGCAGAGCACAAGUUACUCGGGCAGAUUAAAAAUGUAGCCAAGACUGCCAGCAAGGAUCAGCUAAUUGCAGCGUACAACCAGCUCUUUGAAACAAAGAGCUUUAAGGGCACCGAGAGUGCAGAGCACGUGACGGAGCAGUUAAAAAAUGUCACGAUCGAUGAAGACAAGCCCAAAGAAACAAAGCCUGAGGAAGUGGUUUGUGAGGGCCCCCCCAAAUAUACAAAGUCUAUUCUGAAAAGGGGGGACAAAGUCAACUUCCCCAAAAAGGGUGAUGUCGUUCACUGCUGGUACACAGGGAAACUGGAAGAUGGAACGGUCUUUGACACGAACAUUCAGCCGAGUUCCAAGAAAAAGAAAGCAUCGAAGCCGCUGAGCUUUAAAGUCGGUGUUGGAAAAGUGAUCCGAGGCUGGGACGAGGCUCUGCUGACCAUGAGCAAAGGGGAAAAGGCUCACCUGGAGAUCGAACCCGAAUGGGCUUAUGGGAAGAAAGGACAACCUGAUGCCAAGUAUCCUUACGGCACACAUUGCUGGCCUGCGUGCAAUUCUGGUCUGGUCCAAAAUGCAGUUUGGAAAUGCUCAACCCCCUGA